AUGGCUUUUUCUUCCUUUUACAUUUCUAUCACACGGCAGGAAGAACACUUCCCUCUCUCUCUCUCUCUCUCUCUCUCUCUCUCUCCCUUAUCCCUUAUCUACAUUAAGGAAUUUCUUUCUUUUCUUUCUUUCUUUCUUUCUUUCUUUCUUUCUUUCUUUCUUUCUUUAGUUGUAAGUUUGACUCUCUCCUCCCUCUUUUUCUUUUCCUCAUUCUUCUCAUUAAUUUUUUCCCAUUACUUCUUUCCCUUCCUUUUUUCUUUACAUUUACCUUAUGGAAUUUUUCUUUCUUUCUUUCUUUCUUUCUUUCUUUCUUUCUUUCUUUCUUUCUUUCUUUCAAGUCAUCCGAAGCAUAACUUUCUAUCUUACAGUUACAAUUCUAAACUACGUUCUUUCUAUCUUUCUUUCUAUCUUUCUUUCUUUCUUUUUUCUUUCUUUCUUUCUUUUUUAUUUCUUUCUUUCUUUCCUUCUUUCUUUCUUUCUUUGUCUUUUACCUUUCUUUCUUUCUUUCUUUUUUUCUUUCUUUCUUUCUUUCCGUUAUCUAAUUCUAUAAGAAUCUUACUGGUUUUCUUCCUUUAUCGUCUCUGUUUUAUUCUUGUUUCUUCUCUCAUUCUUUCUUUCUUUCUUUCUUUCUUUCUUUCUUUCUUUCUUUCUUUCUUUCUUUUUUCUUUCUUUCUUUCUUUUUACAAUUUUCAAUUUUCUUUCUUUCUUUCUUUCUUUCUUUUUCUUUCUUUCUUUCUUUCUUUCUUUCAAGUCAUCCGAAUCAUAACUUUCUUUCUUACAGUUACAAUUCUAAACACCGUUCUUUCUUUCUUUCUUUCUUUCUUUCUUUCUUUCUUUCUUUCUUUUUUUCAAGUCAUCCGAAUCAUAACUUUCUUUCUUACAGUUACAAUUCUAAACACCGUUCUUUCUUUCUUUCUUUCUUUCUUUUCUUUCUUUCUUUCUUUUUUUCUUUUCAUCAUUAACUUUCUAUUACACAUUUUUCUUUUUUUUUCUUUUUCGCAUUUACAGUUUAUUUCACUUUUUCUCCAAUUCCAACUUUUUUCCCAUUAUUUAUUCUUCUUUCUUGGAUUUCAUUCCUUUAAUUUUUCAGUUUUUUUCAUUUAUCGACUCCUUUCCUUCAUUCAACUCUCCUUCCUUUUUCAUUAUAGCUUCUUCCUGUUGAUUUCGUUCCUGCUCUCUCUCUCUCUCUCUCUCUCUCUCUCUCUCUAA
Molecule: messenger RNA, 1209 nt
Organism: Acanthosepion pharaonis
Lineage: Eukaryota; Metazoa; Mollusca; Cephalopoda; Sepiida; Sepiidae
Source: the annotation of a GenBank genome assembly